Messenger RNA from Pundamilia nyererei, 2301 nucleotides. It is a transcript of the gene prkg1l, whose product is annotated as protein kinase cGMP-dependent 1, like. Gene Ontology annotation, molecular function: ATP binding; cGMP-dependent protein kinase activity. Gene Ontology annotation, biological process: protein phosphorylation. The record is from RefSeq and is a predicted model, not a curated record. The transcript has 20 exons. Lineage: Eukaryota; Metazoa; Chordata; Actinopteri; Cichliformes; Cichlidae. Bases 143 to 2185 code for a protein of 680 amino acids.
GCGAGCAAGAGAGGAGAGCAUCCUUCAGCUGGGCACUUACAGACGGGAUGUGCACCUGUCGAGUGAACAGUCUGCAACCAAACCAGGCCAAAACACGCCGGUGAAAGAGACCCCCAUAACGCCAUACAGGCUGCGUGUGGUGAUGGGGACACUUCGGGACCUUCAGUUUGCUUUGCAACUAAAGAUUGAGGAGCUUCGCCAGAGGGACACGCUGAUAGAUGAGCUGGAGCUUGAGCUGGACACAAAGGAUGAACUCAUCCGGCGGCUGCAGGAAGAACUAGACCGCUACAGAACCACUGUCUCCCUCCCAGGAUCCUCUGCAGUCAGUGCAUCUCAAACUGAUGACAACAAGAGACCCAGAAGGCAGACGGUGAUUUGUGAGCCCCUCACUCUGGACCCAGUGACUCUUGCCUUGGUUUCACAGAGAAGCUGUGACAAAAGCCACGAGUCCCAGAGGCUGAUUCGGGCAUCAUUUCUGAGAAACGACUUGCUGAAGCACCUUGAUGAAGGAGAAAUCAGAGCCAUCAUCGCCUGCAUGCAUUCCACCACUAUCAAUCAAGGCUGCUAUGUUAUUCAGGAGGGGACCGCUGGGGCUCAGGCUUACGUUUUGGAAGAAGGGAGGCUGGAAAUGAUGAAAGAUGGACUGAAGCUGCUCACAGUUGAACCAGAAGACAUGUUUGGAGAGCUAGCGCUCCUUUACAACUGCACCCACACCUACUCUGUGUCAGCACGAACGGACAGCAGGCUGUGGGUUGUGGAUCGCAAGAGCUACCAGACCAUAAUCAUGCAGAGUGGUCUCAAGCGCCUUUCCCAUUCAGUGGAGCUUCUUAGCAGCAUUCCCUUCCUCCAGUCGCUGCCAGCAGAUGUCCUCAUGAAAAUGUCGGAUCUCAUGGAAGAGACACAUUACGCCGAUGGCGAGUACGUCAUUCGACAAGGGGCCACAGGAGACACCUUUUAUAUCAUCAGCAAAGGCCAGGUGAAAGUGACAGAAAAGGGGCAAGAGCAGGAAGAACAGGUAGUUCUUUCUAAGCUCUCUGAGAGACAGUGGUUUGGAGAAAAGGCUCUGUGGGGAGAGGACAUUCGGACUGUGAGUGUGAUAGCUGCUGGAGAAGUUACGUGCCUGGUAAUGGACAGAGACACCUUUAAGGGCAUCAUUGAAGGCUUGACACCUGAUUGCAGUCAAGAGGAGCAACAAAACAAUGAACCUGAAGUCUACUCAGAUGCGGAUCCUACCCUCCUGUCUACUUCCACCUUAAGUGAUUUCCAGAUUAUUUGCCCUUUGGGGGUCGGGGAGUUUGGUCACGUAGACCUGGUGCAACUGAAGAGCAAGACAAAGUGUCCUUUUGCCAUGAGGGUCCUCAAGAAGAAGCUGAUUGUCAGCAGUGGCCAACGAGAGCACAUCCAGAGAGAAAGCCACAUCCUAAUGGAGACCUGCUGUUCAUUUAUAGUCAGGCUGCACAACACCUUUAAAGAUGCAGAGCGUCUGUAUGUUUUGACAGAAGCUUGUCUUGGUGGAGAUUUAUCUAAUCUACUCAAAGACAAAGGAUAUUUGGAUGAAUGGAGCACCAGGUUCUACACAGCUUGUGUUGUAAAGGCCUUGUCCUUUCUGCACUGUCAAGGUGUCAUCUAUAGGGACCUCAAGCCUGAACAUGUUCUUCUGGAUGAGCAUGGUUAUGCCAAGCUGGUUGGCUCCAGGUGUCUAAAGAAGGUUGAGGUGGGUAAGAAAACGUGGACGUUUUGUGGUACGCUGGGCUACAUGGCACCUGAAAUCAUCUCGAGCAAAGGCCACAACAUGUGUGCAGACUUGUGGUCGCUGGGUGUUUUUGUGUUUGAACUUCUGAGUGGUAGGCUCCCAUUCAGCCACUCUGACCCCCUGAAAAUUCUCACUGCAACAAUUCGUGGCAUCGAUCAGGUCGACUUUCCAAAAACCAUCUGCAGAAGUGCCUCCAGUCUCAUAAAGAAACUGUGCAGGAGCAAUCCCUCAGAGAGACUGGGCAGUCAGAGAAAUGGGGCCAGGGACAUUCAGAAACACAAAUGGUUUGAAGGAUUCAACUGGGACGGACUUUGUGAAAGGACAUUAACAGCCCCGGUUAUUCCCAAAGUCAAGCAUUUUUUGGGAAGCGGUUCAUUUGGCCUUUAUACCGAGGACUCGGUGGAGCCGUGCACAGACUGGGAUGAUUUCUGAGGGAUUUCUGUGAACCGGAAACAAAAUCCUGUCAGACACUACUUCAGGUUUUGUCUCCAUGAAUAAUUGACUACCCACAGACUUACUGCCAUUACGAAUUCAUUACAGUUUAAGAC